AUGCGGCUGUAUUGGGUUAUGCAGAGAGAGAACAAGGGGGAACAACAGGACCCGGGGGGGCCCCAGCAGCAGCAGAGCGUGUGGGUGGAAAGGGACCCGUUAGUGAGUGACCCGUUUGGGGAGGAGGAGCUGGGGUUUGAGUCUGAGGUGGGGGAGGAGCCGCAGCAGCAGGGCGUGUGGGCGGCGGAGGGGGCAGGGUUUGCGAGUGAGGAGGAAUUUGAGGACUUUGUGAGGGAGGCGAGUGACUUCUCUGCCCAGGCCGCUGCUUUGAGAAUAGGGCUCAUCGCUCUUAUGGAUGAGGAGAGCAAGCCUUCUGCUGCUGCACAAUUUUCUGGUGAUUACACUGCUGGAUACGAUGAUCCUGGGGGUUACCAGGCCUACAGUGCUUACAGUGGUUACAGUGGUUACAGCGGGAACGGUGGGUACGGUAGUUACGGUGCAAGUGCUGCUGUCAAUGCUGCUAAUGGUGCCCCUGCUUCGUCAGGCAACAGCAGCAGUGGAGGCGAUGGUGGAAGCAGGAUAAGCCCGAUAAGUGGUGCCUCUUAUUGUGCCUCUGUGGCCGAUAAACCGGAUAUGCCCCUCUGCACGUUACCGCGAGUGGAGAGUGCUGCAGGCGCCUGCUGUGCCCGCGGCCCCUCUUGCCCCUUUCCCCACGGCGACCUCUGCCCCCACUGCGGCCGCUACUGCCUGCACCCCGCUCGCCCCACGGAGCGGGAGGAGCAUAUAAAGGAGUGCAUGCGGUUACAGAGGAAGGUGCAAGCCUUAAAGCUGAGCUCAGAGAUUGAGUGCAGCGUGUGCCUGGAACGUGUGCUGGGGAAGGCCCGCCCGGCAGAUCGCAAGUUUGGCAUUCUCUCCCACUGCGACCACCCCUUCUGUGUGGCGUGCAUCCGCAACUGGCGCGCUGCUGGGCAGGAGAGUGGAGAGUCGGUCCCAUUAGACCUGGACAACGCAGUGAGGGCCUGCCCCGUGUGCCGCGUGCGAUCGCACUUCGUGACGCCCAGCGUCGUGUGGUUCUUCAGCGAAGAGCAGAAGCAGGCCAUCAUUGAAGGCUACAAGCGAAAGCUCAAGAGCACUGACUGUCGCUAUUUCAACUACGGCAACGGCCAGUGCCCCUUCGGCACCAGCUGUUUCUACAAGCAUGCUUACCGUGACGGGCGGUUGGAGGAGAUAAAAUUGCGACACCUCUCUUCUGCUGAUGGGAGUGCUGUCAUUUCGAAAGACAUCAGGUUAUCUGAUUUCUUGGCGUUCGUCGCAUGCCGUCGCACGGCCGCCGUCGUACUGCUGGUGGAAGGCAAGGAGUGCCUCACGGAGCACCUAGAAGCGAACGAGGCGGUGACGGGAAGCUUCGUGGUUAUUGACGUCGACAGCGCGUGGCUUAGCGAGGCUGGAACCAUCGAUUUCGAGAUCAUAGGCCCGCACAACCUAAAACUCUACAGUGCGAAGCGCAAGGCGGAGGACAAUUUCCAGUUCCGGUCCAUGUACUCGGGCGACUACAGCUUCUGCAUGGAUAAUACCGAUCACAUGGCUGCUACUGUUCAGCUGAGCUACCACAUCGGGCACAAACCUCACACCCAUGAGGUGGCCAAAGAUGAGCACAUGCAGGAAGUGCUUGGUCAGGUGGAGUCAAUCCGGUCAGGCCUGGUUUUGGUGCAGCAGGACCAGGCAUACUUCAAAGCCCGAGAUGAACGGCGUCGGAGAACAAAUGAGAGCACCAAGCAGCGUGUAUUUUGGUAUGCCCUGCUUGAAGUGUUGGUGCUUGUCCUUGCCAAUGGGGCUCAAGUUCUUAUUCUCCACCACCUCUUCAACAAAGCUGCUGCCAGAAGCCGCAACCGGCGGUCCGAAGGCCGAUUCGGCUCUUCUUCUGUAUUGUCGGGAAAUAAUAGCGGAAGGCUCGCCGUUGCGGGGUCCGAUGGCUCCGUUUCCCAGCAGUCCAAAGUUACACUACCGAGGAUUAAGCUUAUAUCAAGGACUCCAGGCCAGCCCGCGUCGCGGCGGCUGUCCGUGCGAGCCUCGGCAGUUUCGAGGGACGGCGGCUCUCGCGAGGUGUGGGAGCUGCCGCCGUCGUGGAGCGACUUUCCCAUUGUGCGCACAAUUGCGGGCGUGGCGGUGCUUUUCGCGAUAGAGCGCGCGCUCGCCGCCAGUGUGCGCGCCUACAGCUUCCCCGUUCCCGCGCCCGUGCUGAUGCUCGCGGGCAUCGGCGCGCUUAUGGCGACGGGGCUGAAAGAGGCGGAGUUGGUGUACGAUUGGUGCUACCCAGCCAUCUCGUUCUUCGACCAAUGGAUGCCACUCUUCUUCGUCCCCUCCGUGGCAUCAAUCGCUCUCGCCCCUCUACCCACCGGCCUCGCCCUGACCAAGUCCAUCGCCCUUCUCCUCUCCUCCUACCUCCUCACUCUCUUCCUCUCCGCCCUCGUAGCGCGCUCUAUAGGCCAGCUACUCGACUCAUGGGGCUCUUUCACUAGCAGCCUGGCGGAGGGGAGCAGGGGGAAGGGCGCGGGGAAGGGGGGGAGGCGGAAGCGGGGGCCUUUGGGGGACGGGAGCAUGAGCGAUGGGGAGAAGGUGGAGCGGAUAGGGGACGCUGCGCGCAUGUGGGGGAAGCAGGCCGCGCAGAAGGGCGCCAAGGCGCUGGCGCAGGCUGCCAUGGGCGCGGGGGAGAGGGACGUGCAGCAGUUGGCAAUUAAAGCCGCGAAAGCGCUCGACAAGGUGGCAGACAGCAUCAAGACGCCAGCCAGACAAAAGCUGCCGCCCCUGCCCCUCUCCUCCGCCAAGUACCUCUACCUCGCUGCGGCCCUCAUGCUCUCUCCUGCACUCCUCACCCCCGUGCCCACGGCCCAAAUGGUGGCCCCCGGCCUUCUGCUCCUCUCCAUCGCUGUUUUCCAAUCUGCUAAAACCCUGCCUGCCAACGUGCGUUCUCUGCUAGUUCCCACGGUGGCAGCAGGUGGAGUCAUGACGUCGCUCAUGGCCAUGUAUGGAUUCUACACUCUCAACAACUGGCAGGCUGGCAUCCGACUGUACUCACAGGGCGCAGGUGCAUUUCUUGUGGCUCUGAUCGGACCUGCAGUGGGGGCGUUGGGCUUUAAGGUAUUCACAGAAAAGUCUCUUCUCAAGAGAUACGCGCUCGACAUUGCUGCCACGUGUGCAAUCAUGGUGCCAAUUCAGUUCAUGGUCACAGCGCUGCUAGGCAGGCUGCUCAUGGCGCCCCCCAUCGUCAUCAACUCCCUCAUCCCCUCACACACCACCCUGGGUCUAGCCAUUGAGAUGGUGCCUCUCCUCUCUGCCAGCACAGGCCUAGUGGUGGCGGGUGUGACUAUAGCGGGCACCACCGGUAUUAGCACGGCCAGAACCCUUCUUGAUCAGUGGAAGGUGCAGGACGCCAUUCACAGAGGUCUGGCAGUGGGCAUUGCCUCGCACUCCCUCGGCACCUCUGCUCUGGUUGCUGAGGAGCCUCGCUCUGCUGCAGUGUCGGGCCUGGCCUUUGCUCUCAAGGGCACGCUCAGCGUCAUCCUCAUCUCCAUACCUGCCUUCCGAAUUGCCCUGCUCCAAUUGGCCGGCACUGCCUGA
This is a messenger RNA of Closterium sp. Yama58-4, 3558 nucleotides long. The record is from the annotation of a GenBank genome assembly. Lineage: Eukaryota; Viridiplantae; Streptophyta; Zygnematophyceae; Desmidiales; Closteriaceae.